Tilletiaria anomala UBC 951 is the source of this 3369-nucleotide messenger RNA. RefSeq lists its product as uncharacterized. Gene Ontology annotation, biological process: transmembrane transport; monoatomic cation transport. The record is from RefSeq and is a predicted model, not a curated record. The transcript has 2 exons. Gene Ontology annotation, cellular component: membrane. Lineage: Eukaryota; Fungi; Basidiomycota; Exobasidiomycetes; Georgefischeriales; Tilletiariaceae. Gene Ontology annotation, molecular function: monoatomic cation transmembrane transporter activity. The coding region runs from base 241 to 3345 and encodes 1034 amino acids.
CGAAGUGGACCAUAGCGGUGGCCAGGUAGCAACAGAGGGGAUAAACAUUGCUGAAUGCUCGUGAACAGACUGGGAUCGCCGCUGCACCCCGUAGGUCACCAGGCAAGGAUAUAUCCAGCGCUCAUCGACAGUGCAGACCGCGCCGGCGUGGAAGCGUGCGUGGGAACGAGUGUGCGCUGCUGCUCCCACAUCCUUCACUUUCCUUCGCCUUGGCUGGGGUGUGACCGAAAUAGGUAGAUCAUGUCGCAGCCAAGCACCACGGACCAGCACGUCGGCGACGUCCUUGCUCGCCCAUCGGCAGGGGCAGCGGCUGGCGCUGGAGAACCUAUCGCUGCAGCUUCCAGCAACACACAGUCCACGUCUUCGUCCCCAAGUUCGGCCCAACCGAUCCUGAGCACAAGGCUGACCGGGGCCAGUCCCAAGAAGGCGCCGCCAGCUGGCAAGAAGAAACAUAAAUCUGUCAAGAGCCUGACGCGUGAAUACGAGACACAUAACGUGUCUCCUUCGUCCUCUUUCACAUCCUUUCCUUCUAUCCCCAGCUCGGCGGACGUCUCGUCCUCUUCAUCUGGCUUGACGCCACCGAAGGCUUCUGCUGCUUCCUUGCAGGGGCAGCAAGCGAGAGAUCGGGCCAGCUCGCACGGCUCUCUCACCGCCAGUGGUCAGCACGCUCACCAAGCGUCCGUAUUGCUCGCCAGUCCAUCUUAUCCAAGUACCCUGAACAUAGAAGACCCGCGACCGCGCACGCUGAGCGCCAGCUCCACUUCAUCUUACUCGGCACAGCAGCACGGCCGCAGUGCUUCCUCGGUCCGUCUGGCGAGUCCAAGCUACCCGUCUUCGUUCUUGCCGCCUGAACGGCAGAGUUCUUCCGGCACAAAUACGGGCAGCGGCAGCAGCAUGACUACGCAGAUAGCGACGACAGCAGGGGUACCCUCCUCAUCGCGAGAGACUCACCCGUUGAAGAUGCACAGGCGCAAACAGAGCAAAGAAAAGGCUGAACGGGAGCGCCAGGAGCAGGAGCGUUUGAAACGUCACCAGCCCCAGCAUGGAGGAGAGAGUAGCGAGCCCAGCGGUCUUCCGAUAGUGUCCAUCUCAACAGAUGACCUGUCCAGCGCGCAGGUGCAAACAGAACUCGAAGACGACGAGCUGUACGAAGACAUGGAUGCUGUCGGCGAGCUUGGCACCUCCUCAUCUUCGUCCCUGGCGAACGGCCUUUCCUCCAGCAAUGGCGACUCGCACAAGCCAUUCGCGCAAAUGACGCCAGCAGAACGGCGAGAGCACUCCCGCAGACACUCACGCGUACACGAGAGGAAUCUGUCUGCUUUCUUCCCGCAACCCGGCACCGAGGCGGAAGAGGAAGCGGAUCAAGCAAAAGCUAAGGCUGCCUACGCAGCUGUGGGCGCAGGUCCUGAUCCCAUCAAGGAAGCGGGCCGACCAGCGAUCAACAUAUCCUCCUCCCCGGAUUUACUCCGAGUCGCACCCUCGAUGGAUCGGCGUAACUCUUCAAAUACAAGCAGCAUUGGCAGCUUCAUAAGUAUUUCGCCUGCUUCGGAUAUGGAGCUUAGUCCCAGCAAGAGCAAGAGGGGUCACCACCACAGGCACUCAGUCAGCUUUGCGGCAUAUGACCAGCAGCCAUCUGCGACUGACACCGCGAUGUACCUCAGCAAAAGCCACUCGCAUGAUCACCACGAGCGCAUGCAAGGGUCUCAUGAUCAUCACCAUCGCCAUCACGACCACGAUCACGGUCAUGGUCACGAGCAUGGGCAGGCGCAUGCUGUAGAAGCGCUCAACUCGCCGGGCAAGCUUAUGCAGCAUCUACCGACCUUGCCUGCCUCCGCGCGGCCACGCUUCCUCUUCGGCUCGCUGAAUUUUGGGCUUGGCGCGGCGCUGUGGGUGGCGGGGCAAGCGGGCGAUUCGCUUGCCGUCACCGGCUUGGGCUAUCUUGUCGUCUUUGAUGCUUUCGGCGUGCUCAGCGAGGUCGGGUCCAGGAUGGCGCAGGAGAGCUGGCGCCAAGAGCUGGAUCGGCGAUACAGAAGCGGCGGGAAGAUGAUGCGUGGGCACACGUCCGUCGAGCAGAUCCGCCGACCGUAUGGCCCGCAUCGCUUCGAGACGAUCUUGCACUUCUCCCAGUCGAUCUACCUGCUGUUCUCGGCGAUUUACGUGCUGAAAGAGUCGAUCGAACAUGCGCUGCUCGAAGGAAGCGAGGAGCACGAAGAGGCGGAUGUCGGACUGGUGCUCCCGACUUGGUUGUUGCUGCUUGCUACGGCUGUGUGCAUCUUCUCUAACGUCGUGCUCAAGAACCAUGCCAAGCUCGUCGCCGCAUGCGGCAUCUCCACCGCCGCGUCCGCCGCGCAGAGUAUGUACUCUGGUGGCCGCGGCGGUGGACACCACGCGCGUCGUACGUCUGUUCUGACGAGCCCGACGACAAUCGCCGGUCCUUUCCUCGGCCUUUUCGCCAAUCCGUUCAGCUUGACCGUCCUCUUCUUCUCAGCCAGUCUGCUCUUCUCGGCAGUGUUCAUGCCCCCGUUCCAGGUCGCAGCGUUGGACAAGGUGCUGGCAGGGCUAGAGAGCCUCAGUAUGUUCUGCAUCGCUUACCCUGCAUCUAAGGCGCUCGGCCUCGUCUUGCUGCAAACAGCGCCGCCACCGGAUUCACCGCAGUAUGUGCAGCUGAUCAAGGCAUUGCAGAGGCUCGAAGAGGAGCCACUCGUGACAUACAUUGCACCACCGCGGAUAUGGCAGCUGACGCCGUCGACAUCAGCCGUGACCUCGAGCGACGGCGCCUCUCCACGCAAGCACAACUCGUUUGCCAACCUCACACAAUCGACGUCCCGUGCCCCGGCACUCAUCGCCAACGUGCAAAUCUUCCUCAAGAGCGAAGCGAGUGACGCAGAGCUGCACGACUUGACGCGUAAAGCGUGGGAGCGGCUCGCACCGAGUGUGGGUGCCGUGGCUGGCCUGCGGGCCGGAGAGAGCUUGCGGGGCGGAAUGCGUGCGGGCGAAAUUGUCAUCCAGGUUGAGCGCGAAGGCAAAAAGGAAUACGUUAUGCAGCACCAUACUCAUGCACAUGCCAGCGAUCAUCACCAUCACCAUCAUGGCCAUGGACACAGCCACACAAACGACCAUAGCCAUGGUCACGAUCACGAUCACGAUCAUCACCAACAUGAGCACCACGGCCAUGCUCACAGCCAUGUCCCCGAUAUUUCACAUUCUCACUCACAAGGCAUUGGGAAUGGCAACGGCCACUCGCACGGCCAUGCCCAUUCGCAUGCUAGCCAUGCACACGCAUCCGACGCAAGCAACCACGCAACGCAUGCCCAUGUAGGUUCGCAUCACCACCACCAUCAUUGAAUCGAUGACCCUUUGCAUACAAAA